CGACCCAUCGCAUGUAGUAUAUAUCGGAUUGUGCGCUUGUUUUGACUGUGUGAAUGGGAUGUUGGGUGUAUACAAAUAUUUAGUUUUGUUUGAAUUAUAGCUUGGAUGUUGUUUUAAAUCGAAGUUUCGAAUGUUAACUCGUAGAAAAUAAUAUCUAGUUCAGGCCUAGAGGUUUCAGAAGGCAGAACUUGGUUACUGACGUUAUAAAAAUGGGAACAGUUGUUAUUCGGUAUUAUCAACCUGGAGACCAAUUACAGUGCCAAGAAAUUGUGAAGGAAGGGAUAAUGUCAACAGUCAACACGGCAUUUUUUGCUGGAUUGUUACGGGAAAUAACAUUUCAGUCAAUUAUUCUUGUGUCGGCCCUUCUGUUUAUUUUUGUCGGCGUUCCAUUUCGUAUUUGCUUUCUUACGGUGCCAGCAAGUGUAAUUUUCAUCGUGUAUGGAGGCAUCUACUUCGCACAUGCCAUGAGGGCCAUGGAAGUCAGCCAGGAAAUAGCAGAUAUUCCCCGAGUAUACAUGUCGUCCCGUGAUACCGGAUUCUGGGUUGCAGAGGUCCACGAACCGUUGUCCAACACGUUGAAACCGAAAUCAGAGAUUAAAUAUAGGCUAGCAACUGAACAUGAUCAGCUAAAUGCUCUUGGUGGCUAUCAGCGACGAGUAGUGGGUACCAUAGCUGUGAUGCGAUGUCGAACUACUGAUAAUGCUGCAUGGAUACGUCGCCUGGCAGUUAGCAGCGAUUACCGACGUAAGGGUAUUGGAUCUGCUCUUGUGGAUCGUGCACUGAGUUUCUGCAGUGAAAGAGGUUAUAAAACAGCAGAGCUUGUUACAACAGAAUGUCAUUCUGAGGCAGGAGCUCUGUAUUUUAAAAAAGGUUUUGAGACCAAACAAAUUUAUCAUAGACAAAUAAUCGGCAGUCUUGUUACGGUGAUGAUGUAUUCAAUGACUAAAAAGACUGAUUGUCUAAGUGCGUGAUACUAUAAGUUUACUUAGUGUGUGAUGCUAUAAAUUUUCUGCCAAUAGUGUAUUGUUUCUAUUUACUCCUUCUGACAGCUACUACUCAGUGUUGUCAAGUGAUGAAUUACAGGCCUAAAGAGCAAUAAUUAUUUUGUUAGUGAUGGGGGGGGGGGAGUG
Molecule: messenger RNA, 1130 nt
Organism: Schistocerca cancellata (South American locust)
Lineage: Eukaryota; Metazoa; Arthropoda; Insecta; Orthoptera; Acrididae
Product: probable N-acetyltransferase camello
Exons: 3
Coding region: 210-971 (253 amino acids)
Molecular function (GO): N-acetyltransferase activity
Source: RefSeq, a predicted model, not a curated record